Molecule: messenger RNA, 1411 nt
Organism: Anas platyrhynchos (mallard)
Lineage: Eukaryota; Metazoa; Chordata; Aves; Anseriformes; Anatidae
Source: RefSeq, a predicted model, not a curated record
UGGGGAGAGUUGUCCUCAUGUGGGAGAGCAUCCGGAGCCCCAGAAGGCAGCUUGGGCACCCUCAAACCGCACAGCCAUGACCCUGGGGACACUGCUUGAGGCUGGAAAAAUCUACAAAAGUUCCAGUCCCCACUGAAUCAGUCCAGGGGUCUUAAAAGAACUGAUUGGAGGAAGUGAGAAAGGCGUAGCGCCUUCUUCCUUUAGUCACCACAAAAAAACACGAGAGCGCUGAGGGCAGCGAGCGCGCCGUGCUCCGAUGGAGGUGUUUGUGUGCCUGCUCCUCGCCUGCUUCCUGUGCCCAGCAGUGUGUGCAUUAGAAGUGGAUGGAGCCGAGGGCGGUUCUGUCACGUUUCACCUUCAGGACCUGAAAGGAGAAAAUUUGGGCUGGAGUUUCAAUGGAGAGAUCAUGCUUACCAUCACACUGGGAGAGUCUCUCAAACCCUCAUUUUUUGACAACUCCUACAAGUCACGCGUGACCAUCCCCGACGACGGCAGCUCGCUCACCAUCUCCCAGCUGGGGAAGAAAGAUGCCGGUACCUACACAGCAAAAAAUCCCGUGUAUAGAGCCAACUUCACCCUGCGGGUGCACAGCGUGCUGCAGGAGCCGGAGGUGACCUGCGUGUCGUGGAACUGCUCGGCCGACGGCUGCCGCUACGUCCUGCGCUGCGCCGUGCACACCCCCGAGAUCACAUCCUUCUCUUGGAGCCAUGGAGAGCAGCUGGAUGCCGAGGAGCCCGAGCUGGUGGUGGAGGAGGAGCAGCGUCCUGGAGAGCUGGAUGUGCUGUCCUACACCUGCACGGUGCAAAACCCCGUCAGCAGCCGCAAUGUCACCGUCUCGCCCUGCCACCGUCUGCACAGAAAACGCAACCCAAUCUGCUGCCACCGACAGCAGAAGCUUUACCGGCGUCAUAGCCGUGACGGUGAUCAUAGCGCUGAUAAUCCUGGCUGUCCUCUUGGCCUUCUUGAUAUUCCGAGGCAGGAAGAUCUUCAACCCCCCCACGCCCGAAGCUCCCGCUACAGGAAAGAAAGCGGAGCCGUGAGGACAGCGCCAAAGCACGAGAGGGACUUUGGGGACAAUCUGAAGGCAGCAGCAGAGGGGGUGCAGAGAAGUGAAACGGCCCCGCUGCAGCACCGUGCCCAGCCUGAGCGACUCCUGCCUGCCUGCGCCGCCCCUAAGAGCUGCUGCCUGGAUUCCUUGGGGCUGGGGGGCUUUGGGGGCAGAGUGGCAGCAGAAUACAUGACGGUGUACGCUGAGGUCGGCAUUGCCCAGCAGGAUUUCCCUCGUGCACAGCAAAAUGACCGAAAGAAGACGCCGGCCCCUGAGGUAGAGACCUCCAAAACCAUUUAUUCCACCGUCCAGAACAUGGCCCAGGGCCCAGCACUUCUGAGCAAGCCCGAGGGCCUCCUCUGA